This is a messenger RNA of Penicillium canescens, 195 nucleotides long. RefSeq lists its product as uncharacterized. The coding region runs from base 1 to 195 and encodes 64 amino acids. Lineage: Eukaryota; Fungi; Ascomycota; Eurotiomycetes; Eurotiales; Aspergillaceae. The transcript has a single exon. The record is from RefSeq and is a predicted model, not a curated record.
AUGUCCAAAGCACUAGAUGACAAGGUGGUGGUAUUGAUCGGCUUCGAUUCCUGCAGUAUCCAAGGAAAUCCACUCCCAGGGAAACAGGGACAAAUGCCCGAUGCAGUCUGCGCUGCAGAAUUUGAAAAUUAUGGCUCUUGGUUUGAGGAUGCUGCGCGAAAGCCUGGGCCAAGAAUGAAAGAUGGAGGCCUUUGA